Knipowitschia caucasica is the source of this 1242-nucleotide messenger RNA. NCBI's taxonomy places the organism in Eukaryota, Metazoa, Chordata, Actinopteri, Gobiiformes, Gobiidae. The record is from the annotation of a GenBank genome assembly.
AUGACUGCCUCUUGCUACCUCUCUCCUGCUGCCUUUCUCCUGCUACCUCUCUCCUGCUGCCUCGCUCCUGCUGCCCCUCUCCUGCUGCCUCUCUCCUGCUGCCUCUCUCCUGCUGUCUCUCUCCUGCUGCCCCUCUCCUGCUGCCUCUCUCCUGCUGUUUCUCUCCUGCUGCCCCUCUCCUGCUGCCUCUCUCCUGCUGCCCCUCUCCUGCUGUUUCUCUCCUGCUGCCCCUCUCCUGCUGCCUCUCUCCUGCUGCCCCUCACCUGCUGCCCCUCUCCUGCUGCCCCUCUCCUGCUGCCUCUCUCCUGCUGUCUCCCUCCUGCUGCCUCUCUCCUGCUGCCUCUCUCCUGCUGCCUCUCUCCUGCUGCCCCUCUCCUGUUGCCCCUCUCCUGCUGCCCCUCUCCUGCUGCCUCUCUCCUGCUGCCUCUCUCCUGCUGUCUCUCUCUUGCUGCCUCUCUCUUGCUGUCUCUCUCCUGCUGCCUCUCUCUUGCUGCCCCUCUCUUGCUGCCUCUCUCUCCUGCUGCCCCUCUCCUGCUGCCUCUCUCCUGCUGCCUCUCUCCUGAUGCCUCUCUCCUGCUGUUUCUCUCUGCUGCCUCUCUCUUGCUGUCUCUCUCCUGCUGCCCCUCACCUGCUGCCCCUCUCCUGCUGCCCCUCUCCUGCUGCCUCUCUCCUGCUGUCUCCCUCCUGCUGCCUCUCUCCUGCUGCCUCUCUCCUGCUGCCUCUCUCCUGCUGCCCCUCUCCUGCUGCCCCUCUCCUGCUGCCCCUCUCCUGCUGCCUCUCUCCUGCUGUCUCUCUCUUGCUGCCUCUCUCUUGCUGUCUCUCUCCUGCUGCCCCUCUCUUGCUGCCUCUCUCCUGCUGCCCCUCUCCUGCUGCCUCUCUCCUGCUGCCUCUCUCCUGAUGCCUCUCUCUUGCUGCCUCUCUCUUGCUGCCUCUCUCUUGCUGUCUCUCUCCUGCUGCCCCUCUCCUGGUGCCCCUCUCCUGCUGCCUCUCUCCUGCUGUCUCUCUCCUGCUGCCUCUGUCCUGCUGCCUCUCUCCUGCUGUCUCUCUCCUGCUGUCUCUCUCCUGCUGCCUCUGUCCUGCUGCCUCUCUCCUGCUGCCUCUGUCCUGCUGCCUCUGUCCUGCUGCCCCUCUCUGGUGUUAUGUUUCCCUCCUCCUCCUCCUCUUCCUCUCUCUGGGGCCUCAGUGAGUCACUCCAUUAGCUCAGUUUCCUGCAGUCUGUCCACUCUGCAAGUGCUCAUAUAA